Molecule: messenger RNA, 1005 nt
Organism: Calliphora vicina (urban bluebottle blowfly)
Lineage: Eukaryota; Metazoa; Arthropoda; Insecta; Diptera; Calliphoridae
Exons: 2
Coding region: 1-1005 (334 amino acids)
Molecular function (GO): catalytic activity
Source: RefSeq, a predicted model, not a curated record
AUGGAACCCAAAUCAGCCGAAAAUCUGCACCUUCCGGCAUUGCUGCUCCGCAUCCUACUGGUCCGUGCCGGAAUUGAAGUAAAUCCCGGACCAUGGUUCUGCACGGUUUGCCAGAACCGACUGCACCACAUGUCAACACAAUUAAGGUGCAACUCUUGUUUGGGCUGGUGUCACCUUAGGAAUUGUUCCGGACUAAAUCAUGAAAGGGAGUGGUCGGAGAAUUACGUUGCCCCAUGCUGCCAGCGACGUAGUUCAUCGGCGUCUUCGGCAUCAUCGUCGUCAUCCUACGCCACACCUCCACCCUCCCCACCGCAAUCACAACAACAGCAGCAAAUACAACAACAGCAGCAGCAACAACCAUCGCCGCUCACACCAUCGAUUGCAGUCCGUAGACCUGGGGUGAUAUCCAUAUUGCAGUUCAACUGCAAUGGCCUCCAAGGGAAAAUAUCUGAGAUAACUAGAUUUGUGCGCCAACACAACAUCGUGGUCGCUGCGGUCCAGGAGACAAAACUUACGAGUAAUUCCAGUCUGCAAAGUUGCAACGGAUACAACGUUCUCCGAAAAGACCGCACCAGAGGCAACGGUGGAGGCAUCGCGUUUAUUAUACACAAUACCGUGCAGUAUAGGGCUCUUUCUCUCGAUCUGAAUUCUAGAGACCAAUAUCUUGAAGUUCAGGGUAUUGCGGUCAGAUCGGGAGAUACGGAGUUGGAGCUCUAUAAUGUCUACAUUCCGCCAGUAGCCAGUUGUCCAACAGGCUACCAUCCCGACAUUAGGACCUUACUAGAUGGUGAUACUCGUUUGGUCCUAGGGGAUUUUAACGCUCACCAUCAGCUCUGGCACUCAAGUCUUGGGGAAGACCAGAGAGGAGCGUCACUGGCGGAACAGAUUGACGAAUCCACCUUGUGCGCAAACUACACGAUCUUCCAGUCUCGGACACACCACAACUUUACACGCCAACUGAAGUUGCAGAAGCCAUCAACACAGCUAAGCCUUCAAAAGCAAUAG